This is a messenger RNA of Boleophthalmus pectinirostris (great blue-spotted mudskipper), 2173 nucleotides long. RefSeq lists its product as uncharacterized. The record is from RefSeq and is a predicted model, not a curated record. The transcript is spliced from 14 exons. Gene Ontology annotation, molecular function: nucleotide binding. Lineage: Eukaryota; Metazoa; Chordata; Actinopteri; Gobiiformes; Gobiidae. The coding region runs from base 144 to 1460 and encodes 438 amino acids.
CAGGAUUCAUACAGUCCUACAGGAAGUGAGUGAGUUGGUUGUGUUAUGAAAGGAGGAGAUAAAUGUUUUGCUCUAUGUAUCACUUGGCCACUCGAGAGCAGAGGGACUAUCUCAGGACACUAAAGCGAGGAUUAUCCUGAUAUAUGGGACAAAACAGUUUACAGUGCUCCAAAAUGACCCAGGUCAGUGUUAUUGUUGUGGGGUCUGGUAGCAGAGGUGACAACUACUCCAACUAUGCCACCAUCCACCCUGAUCGCACAAAGGUUGUGGGGGUAGCUGACCCAAGAAAGUUUGCCCGCACAAAACUUCAACAAAAACACAAUAUUGAAAAAGAAAAUGUAUUUGAAGAUUGGGAAAGUAUGGCUGUAAGAGAGAAAUUUGCAGAUGCUGCUUUAAUUUGCACUCCAGACCGUCUUCACAAGGAUCCUGCUAUAGCCUUUGCAAAGAAGGGUUAUCAUAUCCUUCUGGAGAAACCAAUGGCUACCACUCCUGAAGACUGCAGAGCGAUCGUAGAUGCUUGCGUUGAGAGUGGGGUGAUACUUUCUGUGGGCCACGUUCUGCGCUAUGAUCCCACCAUCCACAAGAUCAAGGAGCUCAUCGAGGAAGGAGCCAUUGGAGAUGUGAUCCAUAUUCAGCACUUAGAACCAGUUGGCUUUUAUCACUUUGCACAUUCUUUCGUUCGAGGAAACUGGAGAAAUGAGGCAGAGAGCUCAUUUGCACUUUUGGCCAAAUCAUGUCAUGACAUCGACCUCAUACAUCACUGGGUAGGGGCACGGAGGUGUGUCAAGGUGUCAUCAUUUGGAUCUCUUAGUCAUUUCAAAAAGGCACACAAGCCAACAGGUGCAGGAGAGCGCUGCCUUGAUUGUCCCAUAGAGCAAGACUGUUCAUAUUCUGCAUCUAAAAUAUAUCUGGACAGAGUAAAACAGGGUCACACUGGCUGGCCUGUGUCGGUCAUCUGCCAAAACUCUUACCCCGACAUCGAGUCUGUGACUGAAGCUCUGAGGAGCGGACCAUAUGGGCGCUGUGUUUACGAAUGUGACAAUGAUGUGUGCACAAAUCAGGUUGUGAACAUGGAGUUUGAAGGUGGAGUGACAGCAGCAUUUUCCAUGGUGGCUUUUACAGAAAAGAUUUGCCAAAGGCAGACAACUGUCUAUGGCAGCAAGGGAGAGCUCUCUUAUGAUGCCAAUGGGGUGCGAGUGUUUGACUUCCUGACUCAGAGAUCAACUAAACAUAACCCAAGCAGCGAUGCCCCAAAGCACUUUGGGAUGAACGGACACGGAGGAGCAGACUACCACCUCAUGGAUGCAUUUAUUUCUGCUGUGGCUAACAAUGAUCCAUCCUUAAUUCGCUCUGGACCAAAGGAGACGCUGCACAGCCAUCUGCUGGUGUUUGAAGCGGAGCGCUCCCGGGUCCAAGGCAGAGUGGUCUACUGUGAUGAUAAUGACAGGAAAGGAAAUUAAUAUUCACAUUUUAAAGGAGCACUAUGUAAUAUUGUAUGGUUUGUAACAUUCUGGUCUCUAUGGAGUUAUGUUAUUGCUAUUAAUUUUUAUUUCUAUGUUUAUUCAAUUACAAUUAUUCAGUUACUUAAUGCAAUGCAACUAAGAAAAAUCUUAGGUGGCAUCUGAGCAGGUGGCAGACUCCUCACUAGAAGCGUUACAUGCAUGAAGUCCAUGAACUGGGCAGAACAGCAUUUUCCUAUGCUGCUCCGUAGGGUUGAAACAAUAUUCAAAACUCUUUGCAUCUACAGGAACUGAUUUUUUUAAAAAUACUGUAUCUAAGGAGAGUUUAACUAAAAUGUGCAGAUGUGUGUUAUUCUUGAACUGGACAUUUUAUAUUUUUAACAUAUUUUAGACAUUUUACUUUUGAAAUUGUAAUUAAUAUUUUUUACCCUCUCUACCGGGGUGCCUCUUGGUCAAGUCUGCCUUGAAAAAAAAUAUUAUUUCAAGGGACUGUAAAGGUUAAAUACAUACAAAAUAAACAUAGUGCCCUUUUAAGAACUUCUGACACUAAUAGUCAAUGUAAUCAAUGACCAAAAUAAUAAAGAAAAGAAAGGGGACUUUAUCUGGGACUUGAAUACACUGCAAUAAUUUCUCAGGGAUUUACAAUGUGCACUGAAACUAUGAUGCUCUUAUAAUACAAUGUAAUUAAAAAUGUAUAUAUAUUUUUGAUGAAA